UAAGAACCAUGUUUUUCAAAUUAUUUCAUAGGUUGUUUGUGGAGAUAGUUAUCCUGUGAUGUUCCAGCAAUUGUUGGGGAAAAAAUUGCUCCUUAAGAUAGAUACCAAGAGUGUUGGUGCAGACAAGUAUUUUGGAACUUUCCGUGUGAGAAGAGUUUGUGAUGAUGCUGCUAUUAUUUCCAUGUUUUAGUUGCCUAACUAUGAUGCGGAUGAUGAGCGUACUCCAUUGAAGGAUGGUAAGUUGGGAAAGAUCCCUUCAAGUGAGGAUGAACAUAUUGUUGACAAGAGAGAGCCCUGUGAGGUGCUGGAUGAGGGUAUCAUUGCUGAUGGAAAUUGUUCAAAUAUGAAGACAAACUGCUGGCCUUUGAUUGAUUUUCUUGGUGAAAAGGGUGCUGAAGUUCCUGGAUUGGAUGAUAUAAGUACUGAAAUUGAUAUUGUAAAAGAGGCAGGGAAAAAUGUUGAUGAUGGUGUACUUGUUGAUAGGGAGUGCAGUCUGGAAAUUGAGGGCUUUUUGAAUUCUCCUCCCGUGAAAACUACGGGUGUACUUUCUGCUGUUCUUGAUGGAUCCCCUGUUCAUGUGAUCAAGAAAGAGACUGCUUCCAAUCCUCCCAGGGGUAGAAAAGUUAAGAGAAAUCUGAAAAAAUCUUUUGAUGAUGUUGCCGGUGAGGAACUUGGCCCAACUUCCAAGGUUCUCAAGAACCAUGAUGUUUGAGAUGUUAAUAGAGCUGCCGGUGUUGUUGUAAAAUAGUUUAUUAAUCUAAGAAGUAGUUAACUUAUAUGCACUGAAUCCAAUGUUUCAAUCAGAUGUGAAGAUGCUGUCUGUGUCCCAUCCAUUUUUUUGAGCUGUGUCCAAAGACUAGCAUGGUUUCGUAGUAUCGUUUUGUUUUUUUGUACUUUGCUAGGGAUUGUACACAGUGUCCUAUGUAAAUGAUGUGAUAUGGGCAGGUUUUGGAUUCUAGGUUAUUUUAAAAUUUGCACC
Arachis ipaensis is the source of this 979-nucleotide messenger RNA. The record is from RefSeq and is a predicted model, not a curated record. Lineage: Eukaryota; Viridiplantae; Streptophyta; Magnoliopsida; Fabales; Fabaceae.